AUUCGUUCCGGUCGUCGUCUACACCUCCACACUCCGACUUGGUAAAUCCCCAGACUCAUCUCUCUCUCUCCUUUUCUUUUGAUUUCUAGAUUUGCUAGUUUGUUUCGAUUGUUCUUCUAGAUAGAAAUUAACGAGUGAUUUUUGAUUUAACCGAUUCGCAUCAAUGCCCCUUCUUCUUAUUGCGUCGAUCUCAUGGAUCGGGAUCCAUCGUUCCUCUAUCUGAUUUCUCUUGUGGGAAAGAAUUUCAAGCUUUAUGGUUUUGUAGUAAUGAACGUUUAUCAUUUUCGUUCGAGGGAAGAUUUUUAAACUUUCGUUAUGCGGAUUCUGGAUAUUAGGCUGUUUUUUUUUUUUUUUUUUAAUCGAUUGAAGGAUGUCAAUUUAUAGAUUGGGCUGUAGAUUGCUAGUUUAUGUCAUUGAUAUUGAAUUGUAAGUUUUUCGAUCUUCCAGUCAUACAAAUCACUAAUUGCCUCAAGAUAGGAAAAUCCAUUGGCAGUAUAUAGAUGGAGUUCAUAUCUUAAGCACAGGUUGAGAAGAAGAAAGAAGAGAUGGCAGGACACAAGGUUGCACAUGCGACAUUGAAAGGGCCUAGCGUUGUCAAGGAGUUAUUUAUCGGUUUGGCACUCGGUUUAGCUGCUGGUGGUCUUUGGAAGAUGCACCAUUGGAACGAACAGAGGAAAACCAGAACUUUCUAUGACUUGCUUGAGAGAGGUGAGAUCAGUGUUGUAGCUGCUGAAGAGUAA
This is a messenger RNA of Arabidopsis thaliana (thale cress), 740 nucleotides long. Its product is annotated as Cytochrome c oxidase subunit Vc family protein. The record is from RefSeq and is marked reviewed. Gene Ontology annotation, cellular component: mitochondrial inner membrane. The transcript is spliced from 2 exons. Bases 546 to 740 code for a protein of 64 amino acids. NCBI's taxonomy places the organism in Eukaryota, Viridiplantae, Streptophyta, Magnoliopsida, Brassicales, Brassicaceae.